Procambarus clarkii (red swamp crayfish) is the source of this 5193-nucleotide messenger RNA. RefSeq names its product polycystin-1-like protein 2. Gene Ontology annotation, cellular component: membrane. Gene Ontology annotation, molecular function: protein binding; calcium channel activity; calcium ion binding. NCBI's taxonomy places the organism in Eukaryota, Metazoa, Arthropoda, Malacostraca, Decapoda, Cambaridae. The record is from RefSeq and is a predicted model, not a curated record. Gene Ontology annotation, biological process: detection of mechanical stimulus.
GAGGUGAUAAUGGUUCCAAACGGUCCGCCAAAGAGCGGGGCUUGUGUACUCAACACGAACUCACUUCGAGCUCUGCUGGAUUCCACAGUGGCAAGUUGUAACAAUUGGAAGGACCCAGAAGGUAUUGGGAUUGACUCUUAUACUUUCUAUUACCCUCACUCGACCACCGAAAUAACUCUAGCAUCAUCGGGGUUUAAUACUGUGAAUCUGAUCUUUCCAGUGGGUAUUUUUGACGUCUGGUGCAGGAUUGCAGAUAAGUUUGGGAGUUUCACGAAUGUGUAUGUUGGCAAGGUGAAUGCCUCGAUGAUUACAAAGGAAGAAUUCCAGUCAUACAAUCCUUCAAGUGUUCUUCGUAACUUGGCAGCAAUAGGUGACCAAACAACAAUGGCGAUGGUGUUGAUCUCACUUGCAUCCAUUAAAGAUCACGCUGAUUGGCUUUCAUUAAGUGACAGUUCUUUCAGUAACAUGUCAGCAAGUGAAAUCAACGACAGGCUUACUCAAGUGUCCAAUAUGAAUAAAGAGUCUCUGGAUUUUGCUGCUGAUACUAUGGACUUUGCUUCAUUAUCUCAACUUAGUGUUGGUGCUGGAGUCUUGAAAUCCUCUGCUUGUGGCGUUUUGACUCAAGAAAAAGCUGCUUUUACUGUUGAUAUGGAUUUCCGGGAAAAAAGCCUGAACUUUAUGAAUAAAAUGAUGGGAAAGUUAAAUGUUACUCCUAUUUACUCACCAUAUGACAUACAGCCAUUUGCCUCUAGCUUUUUGGAUGCUGCAGUUUGCAUUCUCAAAAGUAUGAAUGAAGUUAUUGAGAACCCAACACUCAGCCCGCCUGGAGACUUGGCCAAGGCUUCUUCUCUUGACUAUGAAACAGGUAUUGAUCAAACGAAAAUAGGGUUUGUAAUACCCUUAGACCCUGUAACCCAAAUGAAGCAAAAUGUGCUGGAAAUCACAAGACAAAGAGCAAAGGGCAUGGUUCAGAAAAUGUUUCAACUAGUUGACUCUCUUGGCAGUGUUAUUUUAGGCAAAUGUGUUGUUGGGGAGAACAUCAUUGAGCAAGGAGACAGUGGAACAGGAAUGUUGGUUACCAAGAUUUCAGAGGACACCUUAGCGGAUGGAGUGGAGAUACGCCCUCAGAAUAGUUUGAACGCUUCAGUGGCAUUUCCAGGGUCAUUUUGCCCCUCUCGUUAUAGUCAAAAUUACAGUGAUUGCACAAAUGUUGUAGGCUUCACAGCUGUGGUGUGGCCCUGUUUAACUCACGUUUACCCAGAGAGUAUGACGUAUCUGUCAAAGGAGACUACUGUCAUAACUCUUAGUGUAUUUGUGGAAGAUGAGAACGUCACUGUUGACAAUGAAACACAGCCAAUAACCCUGGUAAUUCCUCGACGUCCUGAGUCAUUACCUGAUCCUGUUUCUGUUGUGGGAAAUACUGAUAUUAAUGAUCUCGUCCCCUUUGUGUACCAUUCCUUCAACGUGUCCAGUGCCGAUUCUGCUUUCACUGUAGAGAUUCAUCCGGACGGAAACACGCCGCCCAAGUUGGUUAUUCUAAUUGACUACAAGAGAUUACCAACGCCAUCUCAGUAUGACACGAUUUCCUAUGUGAAAAAUUUUACUCUUAAUGAAAAUGGAACAUAUUCAUGGUUUGUAAAUAACAUAGACAAUAAGAACAGAACUGGGAACUUUUAUGUUGCAGUAGCCAUAUUGAAAGAUAAUGUCACUCUUCCUGACCCUAGAAGCAAUGCUACUUUGCAGAAAGAAAAUUUUAGUGUUGACUUCAACUUUAACUAUACGUUCCGUGUGAUAACAUCGGGAUGUUACUUCUACAACUCAACAAUUGAUGUUUGGUCAGGCAUCGGCAUGACGGUUGUGGACGCUAACAGCACCCACACUAGUUGCCACACUCUUCAUUUAACUUCCUUUGGUUCUGGAUAUUCUCCUUCGCCAAACGCGAUUGAUUUUGACUACAUAUUCGCUGCAGCCGGUUUUGUUAACAACCUGAUAAUAUACCUAGUUAUCAUCAUAACUCUCGUUUGCUAUGUAAUAAUGAUGAUUUGGGCUCGUUUUAUGGACAAAAGAGAUGUUCAGUAUCGAGGAGUUACUGCCCUGGAGGAUAAUAAGGUUGAAGAUAAAUAUUUAUAUGAAGUAACUUUCACCACCGGGCCCGACAAAGAAGCUGGAACUGACUCUAACAUCCAGUUUAUUGUAUCAGGAGAAUAUGAUGAAACAGGUGUCAGAGCUCUGCCACCAUCAGACAACAGACGAUAUCACCGCUACAGUGUUGAUGUGUUUGUGAUGAGCACCCAUGGACCCCUGGGAAAUAUUGACACCCUACGCAUCUGGCAUGACAACACCGGCAGGUCUCCAUUUGACAGCUGGCAGCUGCAGACAGUAGUGAUCCGCGACCUUCAGACGCGAGACAAGUUUAUAUUUCAUGCAAACACCUGGCUUGCUUUAGAUCACGACGACAAGAAAAUUGACGUAUUGCUGGAGCCCUCAGACGGCGAGACUAAUGAAGAAUUCAUCACAGGUUUCUACAACAAGGGAAAUAGAGGUGCAAAUGAAGAUCACAUGUGGAUAUCAAUAUUCCUGCGACCUACCGGCUCCCGGUACAGUAGAAAAGAACGAGUAUCAGUGGCUACAUUAUACCUGUACUUGUCAAUGUUGAUCAACGCUGCCUGCUACCAUAUACUUAGUGACACGCCUCGCACCGGUGUGUUUGAGUACAGCUCCUUCACCUUAUCAAUUCAACAGGUCAUCAUUGGCUUGGCUUCUGGCAUUAUGGCUUAUCCUGUAAUUUUUCUACUCGUAUUUAUCUUCAAAAGAUCGAGACCUCGCAAACUAAAGAAGUGCCGCUCACUAGAAGCUGCAGCCAAGCAACGGAGGAAUCAGCACAUCGAAAGUGGGACGGACACAGAGAAAGACGACCUGUUGACUGACUAUGACUUAACGACCCAUCAGACACGCAGUAACCGCAGCAAAGAUUCGAGUCCUGUGAGAUGCAUUCCGUGGUGGACGCGAUGGCUGGCUUGGCUCCUCAUACUGGCCGGCAUAGGCGUCUGCGCGUUCUUCGUGUGGUCGUACGGAAUCAUGUGGGGAGAGAUCAAAUCUGUGAAGUGGUUCUCCUCCUUCAUUAUUUCUUUCUUCAUAUCUGUUCUUGUUACUCAGUGGCUCAAGGUACUUUUAACAACCACAAUUGGAGUAGUUUGUUGCAAGGCUCAGAACACCAUGACUGAAGACAUAGACUGUGAUGAAGAAUUGCCUGAACUUCGCUAUGAUGAGGAAUGGAAGAAUGUUCAGCCAAUGGACCCCUCCGUCAAACGCAAGGUGCAUGUGAUGGGUGGAGUGGACUCAAGUGAAGCAGAGGUUGCUGCUAUAGCCACUCGUCUUACAGAGAAGAGAGAAAUGAACGUAGUGCUACGAGAUGUUGGCUCGUAUUGUAUCUUCUUGCUGGUGUUGUUCGUUCUGGUAAAUGGACAGACAAACUACAAUGCCUUCCUCCUGCAAGCACAGAUGACUAAUACAUUUAUCAAGAUUGGAAAUCCACAAUUUGAUUUCAGUUCUAAGGUCACAACAACAGACCAGUUUUGGUACUGGAUGCAGAAUGUGAUCUUACAGGAACUUCGCGCUCAGCGAUGGUACAAUGGCGAUCCCCCAUAUGGUCUCAGAGGCUUCCUAGACGACCGGGCAAACAGAAUACUUGGUUAUGGAAUAAUACGGCAGAUAAGAAGUGAUCCGCGGAGGUGCAAAGUUCCCAUCUCCAUGAGGAAUGUUAUACACAACUGUUCGGGAAGUCGAUUGGAUGAGAUAGAAGACACAAGAAAUUUUUGUGACAGUUGGUCAGCAGAAGAAGUUGUUCAUGGUUCUUGUGUCUAUGAUGAGUUCCGAUACAAAACAGCUGCAGAGCUUCAGACAUACUCCACUCAAGGCAUACUUGGUACUUACAGCGGUGGUGGCUAUGUAAUUAGCUUGAAUUCGCUCGAAGCAGACGACAUACAAAAGUUGCAAACUAUGCCAGCAAUGGGAUGGAUUGAUAAAUACACUCGUGCAGUCUUGGUGGAGUUUUCCAUAUAUAAUGCAAAUGUGAAUCUCUUUUCAACGUGCUCAAUUGUCGCAGAGUUUAUUGAAGGUGGAGGAGUGACCCCUUCUUGGAGAUUUGAGCCCGUUCAACUAAUACAGAAUCCAGGAAGUUUUGGAUAUAUUGAAACUCUCUGCCAGUUGAUUUUUGUGAUUGUCACAGUCAUCUUUACGUUGUGGGAACUUUGGAAGAUUAAGAAGCUGAAAUGGGAAUAUUUGUCUUCAUACUGGAACAUGGCGGAAAUUUGCAUUAUUUUAACAUCCUAUGCUACAAUCUAUGUUUUCGUUGAACGAUAUUUCUUGACGCAAGCGGCUAUGGAAAUAUUCAACAACACAUACGGAGAUGGUUACGUGAGGCUUGACUCGGCUGUUUAUAAAGACAAACUAUAUCUCUAUUUGAUCGCUCUCAUAGUAUUCUUCUCCACAAUGAAACUGAUCAAACUGCUGCAGUUCAACAAGAGGAUAGAUGUGCUGGCGCUCACAGUACGCCGGUGCUGGGAUGAACUCAUUGUUUCCUUCAUAGCAUUUUGCAUUGUUUUCAUUGCUUUCAAUAGUGUGUUUUAUUUUAUCUUCAUGACAGAACUACUAGACUUCACCAGUUUUCUGACUUCUGCCGCAACAAGUUUUGAAAUUCUAUUGGGUGUAUUUGAUUUUGAUUCAAUGUACCAUGCCAGUGCUCUUUCCCCAGUCUUCUUCUUCGCCUUCUGCAUCAUCAACACCGUGAUACUCAUCAACAUCAUGCUCACCACCAUCAUGGUGGCCUUCAGAGACGUCAAGCUCGAGCUACGACAUCGGAAAAAUAAGUAUGACGUCAUCGACUUUGUAUGGACGCAAAUCCGCCAGACUCUGAGGCUUGAAGCAGAGCCAGACAACAGUGUGGCGCCAAAUGUGGAGGAUGUGUCGCUGGCGAGAGGCGGUCCAGACGACGCCAGCACCGAUCAACUCCCAGAUAAGGUGAACCAGCUGAUGCAGUACAUUAAUGACGUCUACUUCGAUGGUCAUCUUAACCUGAGUGACCCAGCAUCCAUGAAGCAGAUCACUCAAGGUCAACUACCCUCCGCAUCCUUCCAGCCAUACACAACCAAGUCUCUGAGUGGAGGACGCAACCCCGUCGUCUCUAGUGAUUAA